Messenger RNA from Dioszegia hungarica, 2184 nucleotides. Its product is annotated as putative oligopeptide transporter. Bases 1 to 2184 code for a protein of 727 amino acids. Gene Ontology annotation, molecular function: oligopeptide transmembrane transporter activity. The transcript is spliced from 9 exons. The record is from RefSeq and is a predicted model, not a curated record. Lineage: Eukaryota; Fungi; Basidiomycota; Tremellomycetes; Tremellales; Bulleribasidiaceae. Gene Ontology annotation, cellular component: fungal-type vacuole membrane.
AUGACUCGCCAGGAGCAGCCGCGUACCCCUUACGAGCCAGAUCUGGAGGAAGAUUGGCUCGCCCCGGAGGAGGAGCAGGUCAUCGAGGGGGACUUGAGUGUGCGGGCAGUGGUAGUCGGGUUGCUGGUUGGAGUCGUGCUGUGUAUGACCAACGUGUACUUUGGUCUGCAGACCGGCUGGGUCUCCAUGAUGUCCCUCCAAUCCGCUUUACUCGGCUACGCCAUCUUCCUAGUCCUCCCCAAGCUCCUCCCCUCAGUCAUGUCCAGACCAUUCACGGUCCAGGAAAAUGUCAUCCUCCAGACUACCGCCGUCGCUACCGGUACCAUGCCCCUCGCUGCCGGUCUUGUCGGCAUUAUCCCCGCGCUCGAGAUGCUCGAUAUCAAGCUGGACGGACGGGGGCCUAUCCGGCUCACAUGGACCCACCUCAUCGCUUGGUGUCUCGCCGUAGCGUUCUUCGGGGUGUUUCUUGCCGUCCCGCUCAGACGGCAGGUGAUCAUCAAGGAGAAGCUGGUAUUCCCUAGUGGGACGGCUACGGCGCAGCUUAUAGCGUUGCUGCACAAGGCGCCGCCGCCUGCUCAGGCGCUGGAUCCGAGCAGGAUCGGAGCGUAUGCGAGGAUCCCGAGGGACUCGAAUGAGGUGACGGAGACGCGGCAGGUUGGGCCGGCGGGUCCGGGCGGAACGGCGGAGAAGCAGCAGGUGAUGGGCGGAUCGGCGUGGAGGAUGCUGGGGUUGAGCUUCGCCGCGAGUGGAGCGAUGACAUUCCUCAGCUUCCUCUUCCCUGUCCUAUACGCUAUACCAGCUUUCGAUAUUCUCAGUAUACCGUUCGGAACCAGCCUCGCCGCCAGCUGGAUGUGGUGGUUCACUCCAUCACUGUCAUACGUCGGGCAAGGCAUCAUCAUGGGCUUCCCGGUCACGGUAUCGAUGAACAUCGGCAUGAUUGUCGGGUGGGCGUUCUUGUCCCCUCUGUCAAAGAUGAUGGGGUGGGCACCUGGUCCGGUCAGUUCGACAACGAACGGAGCUAGAGGCUGGAUACUAUGGGUCGCUCUGGCAAUUAUGAUUGCCGAAUCACUCAUCUCCCUCCUCCCCUCAUUCUUCGCCUCGCUUCAGCGUCAGAUAUCCCACUUCCGUCAGAACAAAGCCCCAACACGCAUGUUCGCCGCAGCUCACUCCUCCCCGCGCGGAUCUCACGACACCGCAACAGGCGACGACUACUAUGAGCCAAUGACGGGCGAGCCGGACGAAGACGCAGAGCAUGAACCGCCUCAUCGGCUCGUUCCCCUCUCGUGGGUCCUCUGGGGACUAGGCGCGAGUGGCGUGCUCGGUGUGGGACUGGUUUGGUAUGUGUUUGGGGAUGAUGGGAUCAAGCCGUGGGCCACGGCUGCGGGUUUGAUAUUGGCCAGUGGGUUGGCGGUGGUUGGUGUGAGAGCACUAGGGGAGACGGAUAUCAACCCGGUUUCUGGGAUUGGUAAGAUCAGCCAGUUAUUGUUCGCCAUCCUCCAGCCUGGAAACGUGGUCGCCAAUCUUAUUGCUGGCGGAGUGGCUGAAGCCGGUGCACAACAAGCUGGCGACCUCAUGCAAGACCUGAAGACCGGACACCUGCUACGAGCGUCACCGAGGUCUCAAUUCUAUGGGCAGAUGAUCGGGAGUCUGGCAAGUGUAUUUGUGUCCACUGCUGGAUACAAGUUCUACACUUCGGUGUACCAAAUCCCUGGGCCUCAAUUCGCUGUCCCAUCUGCCGGCGUAUGGCUUAAUCUUGCUCGACUGCUCAACAAUGGCCACCUCCCAUCGCACGUUAUACCCUUUAUGGCACUCUUCGCGGCCCUCUUUGGGCUCAUUGCGCUCCUCAAAGCCCUCCGUCCCCGUCUGAACCUCGAACCUUCCUCACCCUCCUCCCGAGCCAUAUCACACCUCCCCUCAGGUAUCGCCUUCGCCGUGGGCUUCCUCAAUUCUCCCUCCUUCUCCAUCGCCCGUCUGAUCGGCGGGUAUAUCGCCUACCGAAGCGCAAAAGCCAGCGGGAGGGGCGAGACGCCGUUAUUGGCGAUUGUGGUGGCGAGUGGGUUUGUGCUGGGUGAGGGGGUGCUGAGUAUUGUGAGUCUGGGGCUGACGAGUGCGGGGUAUGGGGCGAUUAGCUGUUGGGGGUGCGGAGUGGGCGGUGGGGGGUAUUGUAGUGGAGGGUGCUCGUAG